AUGCGAGCGUCGAAGCCGAGGAGAGUCAGUGUGGGCAUGUUGGCGUUGGUGCCGCCGGGGAGUCAGUGGCCGACGGGGGGAAAUGCGGCGGGUGUACAGUUGAGUCGACACACGGAGUUUCUUUGGAUGCACGCCGCGGGGCGCCGGAGCCGGACCUGCACCACGCUAGGGGGGCGAGAGAUUCUGGCGAAUGCGCGGUACAAUGCGGCUCUGACGUUCCGUUCGUCGGAUAUUUCACGUCACGUUUUCUCGUUUGCGGGACCCGACCAUCAGGGGCCGAUGUAUACACGUCGGUCGAUGGAAGAGUACGAACAAUGGCGUGUUCUGGCGGAUAGUAUUGCCCUGAAUUGGCUCUUUGUACCGGAUCUGACCGAGCGAUUGAUGGCCACGACGGGACGCCGACCUGAAACAAGUCCGCGACCCGCGGCAGGCGAGACGGACCUUGACACGGCGGCGUACCUCGACACGGAGGCGGACCUUGACGCGGAGGCGAACCUUGACGCGGAGGCGAACCUUGACGCGGAGGCGAACCUUGACGCGGAUGCGGACCUUGACACGGAUACGGACGUUGACACGGAUACGGACGUGGACACGGACCUUGUCCAGCACUUGUUCGAAGUGUCGGAAGAGGCUUUCGCGCAAGACUCAGUCGAGGCAACCGCACCGACUGACCUUUUUGCGCUGCCGUCUAACAGGGGCAACCGCUUGAGUCGGUGCAUCCCUGGUUUGGUUCUCUGGGCGGACUUCCGCCGUAACUUCAAGGAUAUGCCACUUCGCGACCGGUGGGGGCAGCUGGCCCUGCUCUCGCGCUGGUACCCCGAACAGGCCUGCCGGGCCGUGCUCAAGGACCUGGAAGAAGUCAUUGACCUGCCCGCCCGUCUGGCGCCUGUCCUACUCGCCCCCGCGGUGCUGACUGGCCCACAGCUGGCUGUUUGUGCGCGGCAGCUGAAAGACACGGCGGGUCUCUGGUGGUUUAACCGCCAAAACGAGAACUCCACUCAAAAGCACCCACUCCCCUGUUCAGACCCCAUCGUCGAUAAAAUUGCCGCAGAUGUACAGAACUUUCUGACGUCCCUCACGAAACUGCUUCGUGGAAAGCACCAAACCCACGUGAAGCCUGGCCCGUCUGGUGGCCAGCUGGCUUAUGCAGACGAGAUUCGUUACUGGAUGAAGAAAGUGGCAAUGCGACGCAAGGCAACGCUCAAGGCGCGUUACAAGGCGGCAUACAGAGAGUGUAGAGAACAGCUGGAGGCAGCGUAUUUUUCGGAGGCCUCGGGGGGCCCGGUGGAGUUGCCCGUGGGUUGCCAGAACCGCGUGCGGGCGCCAAGCGACUUCCGGAAUUACGAGCUGCGGCAGUGGGCGUUUUUUGAGGAAGAGUUGGUGCUCGCUCUGAUUCACGGAUGCAUCCGGCUCGAGGCGUUGGAGUCGUGGCACAACUGCCAUCUGGUUGUCAGGGCGCUGGACUUCGCCAUGUCGCGCGCCCCCCGGUUCAAAUUCUCUGUCUCCACCGGCCAGUUCGCCUGUCUCUACGAGUGGCGGCUGGACGACGUGAUCGAGUGGGUCGCGACUGAGCAAGCACAAGACUACGCCUGCCGUGUUGGAUGUGCAAUCGCCAACACGCUCUUGGACCUGAUGGCCAAAGACCUGGCCAGUGUAGAAACGGGCGGCCCGACGCCCGCCAAACGCCGGAAACGGGACCAGUAA
Molecule: messenger RNA, 1704 nt
Organism: Gregarina niphandrodes
Lineage: Eukaryota; Apicomplexa; Conoidasida; Eugregarinorida; Gregarinidae
Exons: 1
Coding region: 1-1704 (567 amino acids)
Source: RefSeq, a predicted model, not a curated record